AUGGUCUUCGUUCUGACGGAUGAUCAAGACCUUCACAUGGACUCCUUGUCCUACAUGCCGCUUUUGAAAAAACACAUAGCAGACGAAGGCUUAUCAUUUACACGACACUACUGCACUGUCGCCCUCUGCUGCCCAUCGAGAGUCUCGUUGUGGACGGGAAAAGCGGCACACAACACCAAUGUGACAGAUGUUAAUCCGCCUUACGGAGGGUAUCCUAAGUUCAUCUCGCAAGGCUUGAACGAUGCAUACCUGCCGCUGUGGCUCCGAGACACAGGAUACAACACAUACUAUGUUGGAAAGCUCUUCAAUGCUCAGACCGUGGACAACUACAACAAACCAGCUGCGGCGGGAUGGACCGGCAGUGAGUUCCUCUUGGACCCAUAUACCUACGAAUACCUGAACGCCACCUUCACUCGCAAUGGAGAAGCUCCGGUCUCGUAUGAAGGUCAGUAUAGUACCGAUCUGGUAGCCGAGAAGUCUUUCGGUUUUCUGGACGAUGCGCUGGCCGAUCAAGACAAAAAGCCAUUCUUCUUGACAAUUGCCCCAACCGCACCGCACAGCAACGUACACAUUGGCUCGAACCUCAUCGACGGAAAUUUCAGCGAGAACACAAAUGUGCAAAGUCCACCUAUCCCAGCUGAGCGACACAAGCAUUUGUUCAAAGAUGUCAAGGUGCCAAGGACUGAGCACUUCAACCCAGAUGAACCGCAUGGCGUCUCGUGGAUCGGACGUCUGCCGAAGCAGAAUAAAACCAAUGUGAAGGACAAUGACCACUUUUACCGCUCUCGACUACGGGCUCUGCAAGCUGUUGAUGAGAUCGUCGAGGAACUUGUAGAUCGGCUGGACAAGGCUGGCGUACUGGAAGAAACCUACAUCUUCUUCUCGACUGACAAUGGAUAUCACAUUGGCCAACACCGGCUGCAGCCUGGGAAGCAGUGCGCUUUUGAGGAGGACAUCAACAUCCCGCUCAUGGUUCGGGGACCCGGUAUUCCAAAGGGGCAGUUGACGGAUGUUGUCAGCAGUCAUACCGAUUUGGCUCCCACAUUCCUCAGACUCGCGGGAGGGGAGCUACGAGAUGACUUUGAUGGAUCCGUUAUUCCGUUGUCGGAAAAUGAGCUGAACGGAGACGAAACCAAGAAUGAACACGUGAACGUAGAGAGUUGGGGCAUCAUCAUGAGCGAGGGCAAGCAUGGUGCUGUACUAUACCCGAACCAUACCUACAAGGCGCUGCGAGUGAUUGGCGACAGCUACAACUACCUGUACACGGUGUGGUGUACAGGUGAACAUGAGCUCUACGACCUUUUGACCGACCCAUACGAAACAACCAACCUCCUACCACAAAACCACCCCUCCAGCAACACCGAAAGCCUCGACCACCCCACCUACCACAGCGACACCACGCCACCCGGCCUCACCAUCCAAACACACCCCAACGACCCAGCCCACCCCUCCCCACCAAUCCCCCGUCCCCUCAAAUCCAUCACCCACCGCCUCGAUGCCCUCCUCAUGGUCCUCAAAACCUGCAAAGCCUCCGCCUGCACGCAUCCCUGGAAUGUCCUGCACCCGAAAGGCGACGUGACGAAUUUGAAGGGAGCUUUGGAUCCGCGGUUUGAUGAGUUCUAUGAGCUGCAGCAGGAACGUGUGAGGUUUGAGAGGUGUGAGAAGGGGUAUAUUUUGGAGAGUGAGGGGCCUGUGGAUGUGAGGCCGUAUUUGGAGGGAAUUGGUGGUUGA
Molecule: messenger RNA, 1731 nt
Organism: Zasmidium cellare ATCC 36951
Lineage: Eukaryota; Fungi; Ascomycota; Dothideomycetes; Mycosphaerellales; Mycosphaerellaceae
Exons: 2
Coding region: 1-1731 (576 amino acids)
Biological process (GO): phenol-containing compound metabolic process
Molecular function (GO): glycosaminoglycan binding; N-acetylglucosamine-6-sulfatase activity; arylsulfatase activity
Source: RefSeq, a predicted model, not a curated record